Talaromyces rugulosus is the source of this 813-nucleotide messenger RNA. RefSeq lists its product as uncharacterized. Gene Ontology annotation, biological process: fungal-type cell wall polysaccharide metabolic process. The record is from RefSeq and is a predicted model, not a curated record. Gene Ontology annotation, cellular component: fungal-type cell wall. The transcript is spliced from 2 exons. NCBI's taxonomy places the organism in Eukaryota, Fungi, Ascomycota, Eurotiomycetes, Eurotiales, Trichocomaceae. Bases 1 to 813 code for a protein of 270 amino acids.
AUGUCUUUAUUUCGUGGAUUUGCGGCAGCCACAAUCCUUACUGCUACCACAGCAGCAGGAACUGGAAAACGGGGUGCUGCUUACAACAACAACAAUGACUACGGCGAUGCGACCUUUGCGAACAUGCUCUCCAACUAUUCACAAGUCACUUGGGGAUAUGACUGGGGUUUCCCAUCGUACAAUCUCUCGUCUACCUUUGAAUUCGUUCCCAUGCUUUGGGGCCUUCCCAGCGGUGACGACUCCAGCUGGACAGACGCCGUGCAAACCGCCGGGACGAAGAACAUCCUCGGAUUCAACGAGCCAGACCUCACUUACUCCGGCUCCGCGAAUAUCCUCCCCGCCGACGCCGCUCAGGGCUAUAAAACGUACAUGGAACCCUUCAACGGCACUGUUCGAAUUGGAGCGCCCAAUAUCCUCUGGAACAACUACGACAGCUCAUCGUCUGGGGGCGAUUACAGCUCCCGAACAUGGACAAGCUAUUUCAUGGGGAACUGUACUGAUUGCCAUUUCGAUUUUGCGUGCAUUCACUGGUACCAGGACUGUGACCCUGGCAAUGGACAGUCAGGUGCGGAUUGGUUUACGAGCAAUGUGACGGAUGCAUACAAUACGCUUAACCUACCCAUUUGGAUUACAGAGUUUCAGUGCUAUGGAGAUGACACUCAGCAGGCCUCAUUCUUGGGUGAUGUGAUACCUUGGUUGGAUAGCCAAGAGUAUGUUGAAAGAUAUGCUUACUUUGGCGUGUUUCCGGAUUAUCUACUAAAUGAUGCUGGGAACGCCCUUAGUGAGGCAGGACAGGCUUACACUUCAGCAUAA